UUUACACUAGCCAACCAGCCUCAAUUUCGGUAGGACUUUACCUCGCCAUAUCAUCUUGUGUGUGUUUUCAACUUUGUAUUUUAAAGUGUUUUUCGUCAAAAUUGUUACAUAGUCGUCGUUCAUAAGACUUAAUUAAAUCAUAAUGUCUGGAAAACAAGACCAAGUUAUUGUUCUAGAGCCGUCAACAGAAUUAAGAUUUAAAGGUCCCUUCACAGACGUUGUGACAACCAAUUUAAAACUGAUCAACCCAACAGAAAAAAAGGUUUGCUUCAAGGUGAAAACGACCGCGCCAAAGCGCUACUGUGUGCGGCCUAACAGUGGCAUAAUUUCUCCCAAUGCUGAUGUUUUAAUAUCAGUAAUGCUGCAACCCUUUGAAUUUGAUCCCAAUGAGAAGAGCAAACACAAGUUUAUGGUGCAGACAGUGUUUGCGGCCACGGAUGAUCCUGACCUGGAGACAGUGUGGAGAGAUGCGUCACCAGAUCAGCUGAUGGACAGCAAACUCAAGUGUGUGUUCAUAUUUCCUGUUGACUCGGCGCAGAAUAAUUUAGACGUGUCCUCAUCUCCUGCACCUGCACCAGGUGUGGAGGAGAUGAAGCCGAAUGUGGCAAAGCUUAGUGAGGCAAGAGCCUCGCCCAAGGUUCAUUUUCAGGUAAACAACGUGGAGACGGAUCUAAGGAAUGCAAUGGCAGAAAAUAAGAGAUUGUUGUCAGAAAUAGAUGCUUUGAGGAAGGAAAACAAGACAUGGAGGGAUGACGACCUGAGGUUACGGCGGGCCGUGCAGUCGUCCUCUGGGUCGGAGCAGGUGCACACCGUGCCUGCCGGGCAGACGGGAACGUUCAGCACGCUGCAGCAGCUCACCCAGGGCAACGCGAUCCCACCAAUCAUGUACCUGGUUGCCGCCCUCAUUCUAGGCCUCAUAGUCGGCAAGUUUAUACUGUGAAUGACUCCUGGCACCCCCCUGCAUUGCUAUUCUUUGCUCUCGUGCCCUGUCCUGUGCUCGCCUGCCCGACGCAACGAAAGAGAGAGAGAGAGCACAAAGUUGUAUCUUCCUGGGAGGUAAACAGUAUACUUCGAUGAGCAAUUUCGAAUGACUUCACUGAUCUGUAAUAUUCCUGUCAAUGAUUUACUGGGUUUUGUAGCGACUUCAUCCUUCAGCUAAUUAAUACGAAAAUGCCUAUCACGGGAAUAUUGUACAUUUCAGUAGAAUGGGAAAAGUAUUGUGCCGGGCAUUGUAUAAAGUUUAACAAAGCACGUUUUUUCCUGUUUAUAACUCCCGUUGCAAACAGUGGGUAUAUAUGGAAAAUACAAAUACAGUAGUUGUUCAGUUAGGAUAUGAAGUAACGCUACAGCUUAAGAGGAUAAACUGUCGUAUUUUGAGGUGAAUUUGUUUUCCAAUUGUAUUUAAUUAGAGAAUGUAGUGCAAUAGCAACCUUUAAAUGAGAUUCAUCAAUUAAAUAGCAGUGUGUGUAUUAUUUGACUGCUGGCUCUAUUUAGAUGCCAUUAAGUAUGAAUUUAUAAAGGUUUUAAGCAAUAUUACUUUGUUUGAGAUGUCAAAUUGUUACCAUGUUUCCGUUUUAGCACGUUGGCUGACAAAAUGCAGGAUUUUUUAUUGGAAAAGAAUUCCAUCGGUGUAUCUAAGCAUGAUGAGGCUGUGGAGUAACUUGUAACUCGUGCUUGUAUUUGCGAAAAAGGGCAGGUGGAACACUAAAAUAUUUAGACAUACGUGCCAGUCAAACAAAGAAGGCCCUGUGUUGUAAGUUAACAUACAACUCCUGAUAUAAUGUGGUGUAGGGGCUUAAUGGCAGCUGAAGGGUACUUGUCACUUAAGGUUUAAGCCUAACAUGCCUAAUGGCUUGCGACAAGCAGAGGAUGAAGUGAGGGAUAUUGCCGGUGGUGUAUGCACUCCCAUACAAACAUUUUAGCCAUAGACCGUAGUUUCUGGGGACACUUUUGACACAAAGGGACAAACAAAGAAAAGUUUCUCCAUUGAGUAGCCCACCAAGAGAUAGGAGGCACUCAGGUUGUAAGGAUGGUGGUUUAUUUAUGGUGUGCUUGUUAUCUAGUAGCACAUACACCUGUGGUGAGGCUGCUGUAUCAGUCCGAGUGAGUUCGUGCAAGUUUAUUUAGUGCUGAAGUUCGUCAGCCAACAUGCUGUGUGUUUAUGUUGCGGGCAAGCUGUGUUGUCGCUAUGCCCCAGUCAUUCCUACUACCCACACUCGUGGGGGCAAAGUUGAGCUAGCGUUGCAUAUACAAACAUGUACCCGGUCCAUUCUUAUAAGGUCCAAAUAGGUGUCGAAAUUUUUCUCACUCAUAUUCUUUUUUCCUUUUGUAUUCAUAGCAUUAUUUUAUUCAUCUUGCUCAUAGCUGAAUGGUGACACUUAAAAAUACGCCUGUUAAUAUGAUAAUAUCACGUGAAUGGUUUUGGUGUUCGAGCAACGACUCCAUAGAAGAUUGUAUUAAGAAAAUUCGUGUCUCUGCCUUUAAUAUUAUUAGUAAGCAGUUAUCUGUAAGCAAACCGAGUCUUGUCUAUUCGCUAUAUGUGUAAAAAGCUGCUGGCUAAUGUUUGUACGUGUGCAUGUGCGUGUGUGCGCGUGCACACGUGCGUGCAUGUGUGUCUGUGUCUGUAGCUUAUACGCUACCAGUUAUUCUUAAUGACCCAGUAAUUUUAUGUUUCUUACAUACUGCAAGCUGCUAUGUUAAUCCAAAUAUUAUAUGCUAAACUUUUGCAAAAGGCAAAGCAACCGCGUUCUUUGCAAAUGGCACUGCAUGCAAAUACCGAGUUUUGUAUACAUUAAAAUGGGGAACGCUUCACAAGCUUUUCUUACGUGGUCUCCCACGAUUUGGAGCUAAUACAGUGGUUAUCUAGUAUAAUUACCUAUACGAGCAUGAUUGAAUAUUUGUUGCUUGCUAUAUAAUAAAUGGCAGGUUUUGCGUGCAAGUUAAUUUUUUUUUAGCAAUAGUUAAUCUUGUGCAGAUCUUGUCAGAUGUUGGUGAAUUUUCCCUUUGUAUAAAUAAUAUUAACUAUAUCACUUUAUCACGGUAUGUUGAUGUAAACCUUUCAAUCUAGCGGAAUAUCCGAUAAUUAAUUAUUAUUCACCAGGACUUUCAGAAUAAGACCAAGUCCAAGAGGUAUGAUUAUUCUGAAGCCGAUACACCCUGCAACCACUUUUCCAGUACAAUUUUUCAGUCAUUAUUAUAAGGGUGAUGUGGAUUUGAUGCAUGGGUAACUGGCUACUUGGGGAAACUAUAUGUAUUUUCGAAGACUGAAGGAAAUCACCAACAACGUGAUCGCAAUGCGCUGACCGUUUUUACGUCAUUUGCAACUAUUGCAAAAGCAUAAGCAAAACGGCAGCAGAUAAGCUUAGUAGAUGGCUGAGAACUGUGAGCCUGACUUAAAAAGGUAUAGUAGGAAGGUAACGUGUGGGCGUGACUAACCACGCUACUAAAGGUACACAGUUCCGCGCAUGUAUAAGCGAACAGAGAAAUGGGUGCUGUAAUGUGAACGUAGAGCGAAUUGGAAUUGCGAGCAUAUAGAGCAAUUGCUUACCUAGGCACUAGUGUGGAAAAGGGUUGGUGGUAUAAACUGGCAGGUAUGCACUGCAGUACCAUAUUGCAACAGCAUCACGCCGUCUUGUGAAUAUACAUUGUAAAAUUUAUUUAUGGUAAAUUGCUGUUAAGACUACACUUCGUGUACUAAAUAAAAGCAUUGUGUUACUGAUCAA
This is a messenger RNA of Priapulus caudatus, 3722 nucleotides long. RefSeq names its product vesicle-associated membrane protein-associated protein A-like. The transcript has 6 exons. Gene Ontology annotation, cellular component: plasma membrane; endoplasmic reticulum membrane. Gene Ontology annotation, biological process: endoplasmic reticulum membrane organization. Lineage: Eukaryota; Metazoa; Priapulida; Priapulimorpha; Priapulimorphida; Priapulidae. The coding region runs from base 143 to 940 and encodes 265 amino acids. Gene Ontology annotation, molecular function: FFAT motif binding. The record is from RefSeq and is a predicted model, not a curated record.